AUGAGUUGCCAAGCAUUUACUUCAGCCGACACCUUCGUCCCCUUGAAUUCUGACUCUUCUCCCGCUCUGCCUCUGAUAAUGCAUCAUAGCGCUGCAGAAUGCUUGCCCGUCUCCAACCAUACUACCAAUGUCGUAUCUACAGUCUCGUCUGUUUUGUCUUUGGUCCAUACUCCUAAAUGUUCCCACGUGCACUUCUCCAUGGCGACUUUGGGAAACGCAUCUACAGGUCUUCAUUAUUCUGUCCCUUCCUGUCAUUAUGGAAACCAACAGUCUACCUAUGGGGUGAUGGCAGGUGGCCUGACCCCUUGCCUUUAUAAAUUCCCUGAACAUGCACUGAGUGCCAGUUCCUGUGCUCUGGGGCAUGGCUUCACUCCCAUGCACCAGUCUAUCCUUGGAGAUGAUCCCGCAGCCGCUGACUUCAAGCAGGAAUUCCGCAGAAAAACCAAGUCUGUUGAAGAGCCAAUAGACAUGGAUUCCCCUGAAAUCAGAGAACUGGAAAAGUUUGCCAAUGAGUUCAAACUGAGGAGAAUUAAGCUAGGCUAUACACAAACAAACGUUGGAGAAGCCCUGGCGGCUGUGCAUGGCUCUGAGUUCAGUCAAACAACUAUUUGCCGAUUUGAAAAUUUGCAGCUAAGCUUCAAGAAUGCCUGCAAACUGAAAUUGAUAUUAUCCAAGUGGCUGGAAGAAGCAGAACAAAUAGGAGCUUUAUACAAUGAAAAAGUUGGCGUGAAUGAGCGGAAAAGAAAGCGCAGAACCACCAUAAGCAUUGCUGCUAAAGAAGCUCUAGAGAGAAACUUUGGGGAACAAAGUAAGCCUUCUUCUCAAGAGAUUAUGAGGAUGGCUGAGGGGCUUAACCUUGAGAAGGAAGUUGUGAGAGUUUGGUUUUGCAACCGAAGACAAAGGGAAAAGAGAGUGAAGACAAGUUUACACCAGAACACCUUUAGUUCCAUUAUGAAGGAGCAUCACGAGUGCCGGUAAAGUUUCCUGUGCAUAGUUGAGGAUUUCUGGGCAUAUAGGAUUUUUUUUUUUUUAAGUAUUUUGUCAGUCUGAACAGAAACACGUUUCCUUUUCAAGUUAGUCUAUUUUAAUUGUAAUAUCUUCGGUGGGCUUUAUCUUAAUGUAAAAGAUUGGAAAACAUUGUUACUAUAUGUAUUUGUGCAGGGGAGACAGUUGCUUAGCUGUCAACUAUUCAAUGUGCAUUAGUUGAUUAAUGUGUUACAAAUUGCACCCUAAGUACAAUACACUCACUAGUUAAUGUGAAUUUUGCCCAAAAGAUCUGGAAUGAUAUCAUUUGUGUUAAUUACAAAGAAGUUACUUACUUACUGUAUGUGAAAAUGUUGACUGCACAUGCACACGUGUGUGAUGUGCUCCUCACUCCCCCAACAGCAAAUGAGCUUCACAAACCUUUUAGAAAAGCUACAGCUGUUGGGAUCACUGAAGUGCCCCUUCCCAGCACCAAACAUUUAGAGCCGAGGGAGGAGGCUGUGUGAUCAGUGGCUGGUCCUCAUGCUAAACUUCAGCAUCAUUGAACUCUGUGGAAAGUGACCUGGUAAUUAAGGCAGUUGCCUGUCUUAAAAAAACUGCUUACUGGCAAACAGUCUUUCUUCUUUAAAGCAGCCUCUACAGCUUCCCUCUUGUGGAGUCUAGCUGGUAAUACAACCCCAUGAAGGUGGGCUGAGUUCUAUUAAGCAAGGACUGCAGAACUGCCCUCCCAAAGGGAGCAUCGAAUGUAGCUGCUUGGUCAAAAGAACUGCUAUGUAAUUGUGAGGCCAGGACUCCAGGUAGCAACUUGGCAGAUUUCUAGGAUGGAAACAUUACAGAGGCAUUCUGGCUGCUGCCUUAGCCCUGGUGGAAUGAGCUUUAAGACCCUGGAGGUAUGACACCUUUGCUAAUGUGUAACAUUUCUCAAUACACAGCCAAUCCAUUUAGACAGGUGCUGAGCAGAAAUGGCAUUUCCUUUACACUGAUCGCCAAAGACUACAGAAAGUCUUGCUGACUUUCUAAACCUAGUUAAAUCAAAACUCAAAUAUAACCUCAUUUUCCCCUGGGGAGAAUGAGGUUUAGAAAAAGAACAGGCAGAAAUCAUUAUUUCUAGUCCUCUCUUCUCCUGUCCUGCAGAGCUGACAAAAUGAUUUCAUAGCUCCACCCCCAGGAGCCAGGGAUUGAGGGGAGUUGGAAUAAUGUGACUUCAGCACUCAAGGGACGGGUAGUCCAGUGAUCACUGCAGCAACAUUGCUCCCAUUAUUUGUUACAAUGAUACUAAUUAAUGUGUACAUAUUUCAAGCUUUUUCCCAGGACUACAAUUACAGAAAUGCACAUUAGUGGUAAUGGUAAAUACAAAACUAAUUUUUUAUGAAGCAGGCAUGAUGGUGAUUUAGAAAAUGACUAGAUAAUAGAUCCAGAAAGAGGUUAUAAUAUUUGAGGUCACUAACAUGAGUGUAUAUCAAGUAGAACAUUUCUAUGUUGGUGUGUUUUAAAUAAUACAUAAGCCCAGCCGAGAAGGGGCCCUAGGCAUGUUAAACUAAGGAAUAUAGUCUCCUGUAUUAAGAAAAUAUAUUUUUAUGAACAAACUGCAUUAUUGCUUUUAUUUUUCUUCUUAGGAGAGGAUUCUAAAUUAAAACUCAGGUGGGGGGGGAGGGGGAGAGAAUCCCUUUCCCCCUUGCUAAUGCACAUUUUAUACAGGAUUUGAACUAUUCUAACCCCCAGACUGUCACAACACAAACACAGAUCGGUCACUACUUUACAAAGCAAGAGUUCACUUUCUGGGAUUAAGCCUCAGCCUUUACC
Molecule: messenger RNA, 2787 nt
Organism: Mauremys reevesii (Reeves's turtle)
Lineage: Eukaryota; Metazoa; Chordata; Testudines; Geoemydidae
Gene: POU1F1
Product: POU class 1 homeobox 1
Exons: 6
Coding region: 1-978 (325 amino acids)
Biological process (GO): regulation of transcription by RNA polymerase II
Molecular function (GO): DNA-binding transcription factor activity, RNA polymerase II-specific; RNA polymerase II cis-regulatory region sequence-specific DNA binding
Source: RefSeq, a predicted model, not a curated record